AUGGACGCGCGCGGGGGCGGCGGGCGGCCAGGGGAGAGCCCGGGCGCGACCCCCGCGCCGGGGCCGCCGCCGCCGCCGCCGCCGCCCGCGCCCCCGCAGCAGCAGCCGCCGCCGCCCGCGCCCCCUCCGGGCCCCGGGCCGGCGCCCCCUCAGCAGGCGCCCCGGACCGAGGCGGCGCCCCCGGAGGCGGCGGACGAGGGCGGCCAGCGGGCCCGACUCCGCAGCCGAGACAGCUCAUGCGGCCGCCCGGGCACCCCGGGCGCGGCGAGCCCGGCCAAGGGCAGCCCGAACGGCGAGUGCGGGCGCGGAGAGCCGCAGUGCAGCCCCGCGGGGUCCGAGGGCCCGGCGCGGGGGCCCAAGGUGUCGUUCUCGUGUCGCGGGGCGGCCGCGGGGCCCGCGCCGGAUCCGGGCGCGGGGUCCGGGCCGGCGGACGAGGCUGGCAGCGAGGAGGCGGGCCCGGCGGGGGAGUCGCGCGGCAGCCAGGCCAGCUUCAUGCAGCGCCAGUUCGGCGCGCUCCUGCAGCCGGGUGUCAACAAGUUCUCGCUGCGGAUGUUCGGCAGCCAGAAGGCCGUGGAGCGGGAGCAGGAGCGCGUCAAGUCGGCGGGGGCCUGGAUCAUCCACCCGUAUAGCGACUUCAGGUUCUACUGGGACUUCACCAUGCUGCUCUUCAUGGUGGGAAACCUCAUCAUCAUCCCCGUGGGCAUCACCUUCUUCAAGGACGAGACCACGGCCCCGUGGAUUGUGUUCAACGUGGUCUCGGACACAUUCUUCCUCAUGGACCUGGUGCUGAACUUCCGCACGGGCAUCGUGAUCGAGGACAACACGGAGAUCAUCCUGGACCCCGAGAAGAUCAAGAAGAAGUACCUGCGCACGUGGUUCGUGGUAGACUUCGUGUCCUCCAUCCCCGUGGACUACAUCUUCCUCAUCGUAGAGAAGGGCAUCGACUCCGAGGUCUACAAGACGGCGCGCGCCCUGCGCAUCGUGCGCUUCACCAAGAUCCUCAGCCUGCUGCGCCUGCUCCGCCUGUCGCGCCUCAUCCGCUACAUCCACCAAUGGGAGGAGAUCUUCCACAUGACCUAUGACCUGGCCAGCGCCGUCAUGCGCAUCUGCAACCUCAUCAGCAUGAUGCUGCUCCUGUGCCACUGGGACGGCUGCCUGCAGUUCCUAGUGCCGAUGCUGCAGGACUUCCCGCGCAACUGCUGGGUCUCCAUCAACGGCAUGGUGAACCACUCGUGGAGUGAGCUCUACUCCUUCGCGCUCUUCAAGGCCAUGAGCCACAUGCUGUGCAUCGGGUACGGGCGGCAGGCACCAGAGAGCAUGACGGACAUCUGGCUGACGAUGCUGAGCAUGAUCGUGGGCGCCACCUGCUACGCCAUGUUCAUCGGCCACGCCACCGCCCUCAUCCAGUCGCUGGACUCCUCGCGGCGCCAGUACCAGGAGAAGUACAAGCAGGUGGAGCAGUACAUGUCCUUCCACAAGCUGCCUGCUGACUUCCGCCAGAAGAUCCACGACUACUACGAGCACCGCUACCAGGGCAAGAUGUUCGACGAGGACAGCAUCCUGGGCGAGCUCAAUGGGCCCCUGCGGGAGGAGAUUGUCAACUUCAACUGCCGGAAGCUGGUGGCCUCGAUGCCACUGUUUGCCAACGCCGACCCCAACUUCGUCACGGCCAUGCUGACCAAGCUCAAGUUCGAGGUCUUCCAGCCGGGUGACUACAUCAUCCGUGAGGGCACCGUUGGCAAGAAGAUGUACUUCAUCCAGCAUGGGGUGGUCAGUGUGCUCACCAAGGGCAACAAGGAGAUGAAGCUGUCUGACGGCUCCUACUUCGGGGAGAUCUGCCUGCUGACGCGGGGUCGGCGCACGGCGAGCGUGCGGGCUGACACCUACUGCCGCCUCUACUCGCUGAGCGUGGACAACUUCAACGAGGUGCUGGAGGAGUACCCCAUGAUGCGGCGGGCCUUCGAGACGGUCGCCAUCGACCGCCUGGACCGCAUCGGCAAGAAGAACUCGAUCCUGCUGCACAAGGUGCAGCAUGACCUCAACUCGGGCGUGUUCAACAACCAGGAGAACGCCAUCAUCCAGGAGAUCGUCAAGUACGACCGCGAGAUGGUGCAGCAGGCCGAGCUGGGCCAGCGCGACGGCCUCCUCCCGCCGCCCCCGCCCCCGCCCCCGCCGCCGCCGCCGCCGCCGCCCCCACCGCCCCCGCCGCCGCCGCCGCCGCCGCAGGGCGCCUCGGCCAUCGCCACGCUGCAGCAGGCUGUGGCCAUGAGCUUCUGCCCGCAGGUGGCGCGCCCGCUCGUCGGGCCCCUGGCGCUCGGUUCGCCGCGCCUUGUGCGCCGCUUGCCCCCCGGGGCCGCGCCCACCGCCGCCUCGCCCGGCCCCACGCCCGCUGCCAGCCCCCCGGGCGCGCCCUCCAGCCCCCGGGCACCGCGGACCUCGCCCUAUGGCGGCGCGCCUGGCUCCCCCGCUGCGCCCCGCGCCGGGCCCGCACUGCCCGCGCGCCGCCUGAGCCGCGCCUCGCGCCCGCUGUCCGCCUCGCAGCCCUCGCUGCCCCACGGCGCACCCGGCCCCGGCCCCGGCCCCGGAGCCUCGGUGCGCCCGGCCAGCAGCUCCACGCCGCGCCUGGGGCCUGCGCCCACCGCCCGGACCGCGGCGCCCAGCCCGGACCGCAGGGACUCGGCCUCGCCCUCACCCUUGCCCAGCGCCACCAGCGGACCCGACCCGCUGGACUCCGUGCGAUCACGCCUCUCGUCCAACUUGUGACCCUCGCGCGCCGCCCUGUGGCCCAGCCAGGCCGGGGCGGGGCUGUCACUCAGACCAAAGCCAUGCCAUUGCGCAGCCCGGGCCGCCCGCCCCAGAAGCCAUAGAGGAGAC
Eubalaena glacialis (North Atlantic right whale) is the source of this 2874-nucleotide messenger RNA. It is a transcript of the gene HCN2, whose product is annotated as hyperpolarization activated cyclic nucleotide gated potassium and sodium channel 2. The transcript has 8 exons. The record is from RefSeq and is a predicted model, not a curated record. Lineage: Eukaryota; Metazoa; Chordata; Mammalia; Artiodactyla; Balaenidae. Gene Ontology annotation, cellular component: membrane. Gene Ontology annotation, biological process: potassium ion transport; transmembrane transport. The coding region runs from base 1 to 2763 and encodes 920 amino acids. Gene Ontology annotation, molecular function: voltage-gated potassium channel activity.